This is a messenger RNA of Alternaria atra, 936 nucleotides long. RefSeq lists its product as uncharacterized. The record is from RefSeq and is a predicted model, not a curated record. The transcript has 4 exons. NCBI's taxonomy places the organism in Eukaryota, Fungi, Ascomycota, Dothideomycetes, Pleosporales, Pleosporaceae. The coding region runs from base 1 to 936 and encodes 311 amino acids.
AUGCCGUUGUCUGUCUCUACGUCGGCUCUCCCGUCCUUUCGGAAGCAGCAUCUUCUCGUCGAGUUCUCCCGUCUGCGCUAUGCACAACUUGAUGGCGUUUUCUUGAGUAUCACGCCUGGCGACCCGACGCUGUGGGUUGGUGUGAUAUUUGUGCGAAAAGGACCAUAUGCGCCCGCAGUCUUACGCUUCCAAAUAUCCUUCCCACCCAGCUAUCCCGCUAUACCACCCCUCGUGACCUUUUCCACUGAUGUCUUUCACCCGUUGCUCACGCCACUUACCACGUAUACUUAUACGACUGGAUCCGCCGACAUGGAAACCGUGAGUGCAACAGACGAGGAGCGGCUGCCACCUGGAGGGUUCAGUCUGCGGCACGGCUUCCCGCAGUGGUUCGGCAGGGCUAGAAGGUCUGUACCGAAUUCUCGCGAUGUCAGUGGAGCUUCAAGUGCAUUUCCCGUGCGUUCCGACUCCAAUGUCACCUCUGGCGUCCUCGAUGGUUCCCAGUCUACUGCCGAAUACUCCAUUGUGCGCAUGCUAGAGUACAUCCGCUCGACCUUUAGUGAGGAAUCAAUAUUGGACUCACUCCCGCUAGAGGCUGCUGCGAACCCUGGCGCCUAUCAUGCGUGGCGGGCGCAUCGGGCCCCAAUAUUGCAAUCUCAACAGUCAAAUCCAACGUCUCCAAGUCCCGAGCCUUCCACGACGGAGAAUUCAGAAGGUGCAUCUGCACUAGGACGCAACCGGCGACCAGGAGAGUGGAACUGGGAGGGAGUCUGGGAAGAUCGCGUAAGAAAAGCAGUUAAGGCUAGCAUUUCUGAACCAGUCCUAUUCGGCACUGGCGCUGGGGAAGACAUUAUGCGCUUUCGCGAGGCGGACGACGAGAUGCAUGACGAGAUGAAGAAGCACCUGGAAGUGGCUGCCGCACAAAUUGGUGAGGCGUAA